This is a messenger RNA of Symphalangus syndactylus (siamang), 1212 nucleotides long. RefSeq names its product chymosin-like. Gene Ontology annotation, biological process: proteolysis. Gene Ontology annotation, molecular function: aspartic-type endopeptidase activity. NCBI's taxonomy places the organism in Eukaryota, Metazoa, Chordata, Mammalia, Primates, Hylobatidae. The record is from RefSeq and is a predicted model, not a curated record.
AUGAGGGGCCUUGUGGUGUUCCUUGCAGUCUUUGCUCUCUCUGAGGUCAAUGCCAUCAUCAGGGUUCCUCUGCACAAAGGGAAGUCGCUGAGGAGAGCCCUGAAGGAGCGCAGGCUCCUGGAGGACUUCCUGAGGAAUCACCAUUAUGCAGUCAGCAGGAAGCACUCCAACUCUGGGGUGGUGGCCAGCGAGUCUCUGACCAACUACCUGGAUGUGAGUGUGCUGUCUGUCUUCAGUGUCAGGACUCCUCCCCAGAAGUUCACUGUGGUGUCUGAUACAGGCUCCUUGGAUCUCUGGGUGUCCUCUGUCUACUGCAACAGUGAUGCCUGUCAAAACCACCAACGCUCCGAUCUGUCGAAGUCCUCCACCUUCCAGAACAUGGGCAAGUCCCUGUCCAUCCAGUGUGGCACAGGCAGCAUGCAGGCUUGCUGGGCUAUGACCACUGUCACCAUAAGUGGGAUCUCCAACAUUGUGGACCCCCACCAGACUGUGGGCCUGAGCACAUCUUCACCUGGCGACAUCUUCACCUACUCCAAGUUUGAUGGGAUCCUGGGACUGGCCUAUCCUUCUCUUGCCUCUGAGUAGUCAGUGCCCGUGUUUGACAACAUGAUGCAGAGGCACCUGGUGGCUCAAGACCUGUUCUCAGUCUACAUGAGCAGGAAUGACCAGGGGAGCAUGCUCACGCUGGGGGCCACUGACCUGUCCUACUACGCAGGCUCCCUGCACUGGAUACCCGUGACUGUGCAAGAAUACCGGCAGUUCACUGUGGACAGUGUCAUCAUUGAUGGCGUGGUGGUGGCCUGUGACGGUGGCUGUCGGGCCAUCCUGGACACCGGCACCUCCCUGCUGGUGGGGCCUGGCAGCGACAUCCUCAACAUCCAGCAGGCCGUUGGAGCCACCGCGGGCCAGUACAAUGAGUUUGACAUCGACUGUGGGCGCCUGAGCAGCAUGCUCAUGGUUGUCUUUGAGAUCCACGGCAAGAAGUACCCCCUGCCACCCUCCGCCUACACCAGCCAGGACCAGGGCUUCUGCACCAGUAGUUUCCAGGGUGACUAUAGUUCCCAGCAGUGGAUCCUGGGGGAUGUCUUCAUCCGGGAGUAUUACAGUGUCUUUGACAGGGCCAAUGUGGGGCUGGCGAAGGCUGUCUGAUUGCAUCACUGGCCACGGACCUCAAUGUGACCAAACACACACACGCACAUAGAUGAGAUGUGC